This is a messenger RNA of Chara braunii, 5039 nucleotides long. The record is from the annotation of a GenBank genome assembly. Lineage: Eukaryota; Viridiplantae; Streptophyta; Charophyceae; Charales; Characeae.
CGGGUGUGUGUGUGUGUGUGUGUGGGUGUGUGUGAGUGUGUGUGUGUGAGAGGGAGUGAGAGAGAGAGAGAGAGAGAGAGAGAGAGAGAGAGAGAGAGAGAGAGAGAGAGAGAGAGAGAGAGAGAGAGAGAGAGAGAAGGCGGAUCGGUGGAAGAUGCUUUGUCGAAGUCAGGCGCAUGUAGAAUGUAUGCGAAGCUUCCAGCGAGAGGUCGGGAGACCUCACAAAGUGGUGGAUCUGAGCGAGUAUGCGGCGAAGAAGAAGGAGGCGCUGAAGCGGGCGGAGGCAUUGCGGGAAGAGAAGAAACGCGAGUCGGAAGGGAAGGGACCUCGAACAAGGAAGUAUAGCUGGGGUGGACUGCCAGCCGAAGGUCUGCCGAUCGACUACACAUGGACAAAGCCGGAUGAGGAUCCUCGGACUUUGCAGACGGAGUCCAGUCAGGUCUCCGUGUUCUCGUCGUCCGCUCCGAGGACGCCGAAGCAGCGGAGGAAGCCCCCCUUGGAUACGAACUUGGCGGAAGCAGUCGCCGGGUCGAUUGCCCGAUUGACAAGAGGCAAUGGAGACGCGGGUGGGGGAGACUCCGGUGGGUCUACUCCGAGCGAGCGGAGUACAGGCGCGCUGCGAUCCUCGUGCCAGAGCCUUCCCGAUCCUGCCGCCAUAUCGAGGUCCGUGGCUCGUCAAUUUCGGGACAUAUCUGGGGACCCUCGUUCGUCUCCACGAAGUUCCGCGUCGGCGGGAGUUGUUAGCCGAAGCCCUCGGGCGGCAUCCGAUCGACGUGGGAGAGCGGACAAUGGAGGAGGACAAGGAGCAGGCGGUUGCCGCAAGGACAAGGAGCAGGUCUGUUCAUCUUCCGGUAAUCAGCCGGCGUCGGGCACUGAUGAGGGAGGAGAGCAAACCCUUUCGUCACCGGUGUUUUGUCUGUCACCUUCGUCCAGCAUGAGGGGGGGGGUGAACGACACCCCCACCCUCGAGGGUGCAGGCGAGGAUCUGCUGCUCCCCCAGGGCAAACCAGCAGCAGCACAUGAUGAUGAGAGUGCAGAGUGUGGGCAAGAAGACGGCUUUGACGGCUGCUGCUCGGUGAGGAGUGGCAGCCAGGGGGACUUGCCUCAGUCGCCUUCAUCUCUCAUGAGAGAGACGAAAGCUUUUGCAGCGAAGAAAAAACCUCCGGCCAUCUCGGUGUUGAAGGAAUUUAGCGCGUUUGGUCGGUCGCUCGAUCGCCGAGGGGAUGGGAGUGGCAUGUGGGGGAGCGUUCGGGGCUGCGUUAAGUCUGGCAGUGUGAACGAUUUGAGGCGAAGCGUUGGGAAUCUGAGAGAGAUUGCAGGUAGCAGCAGUGGUGGUAAAGCUCCUUUAUGUACUACUGAGAUGAUGGCUCGUGCGAGUAAGUCACCACAGAUGAAGUUUGUCCCGUCUUCGAUUCAAGUGGGAGGCAAGGUUGGUGGGAAGGAGAAUGGUGCGGAAGAGAGGAAGAAGGCUUUGGGUGCAGCAGGAUCGCGGCUCUCCUCGAGUGUCGUUUUUGAGAGAAACCAUUUUUCAGGGAAGGGUGGUCCUGCUUCUUCAACUCGUGAUGGAUAUGGGGAGAAGUGCGCAGCUGUCCCGAAGUGGCCGUGUGUGGGACCUCUGCCAACGAAGACCGGGAAGUCGAGGCCGGGAUUAGCAGGAGGAUCUGGACUCGUCGGGACCUCCGCGUACAAGAGCAGUCCAAGGAGCACAGCCGAGGCCGGGGAGCCGAAGUCCAACAAGGCAGCAGCCGCGGGCGAAGAGAAGCGCCAUGAUGGCGGGAAGGGAAACGAUAAGGGAAGAGGACGAGAAGGACCAGAGGUGGGAAUGGGAUCGGAUGGCUAUCGUGGCAACUGCGGGGAAUCAACGGAUGUUCCCCGUGUUUCAGAUGCCAUGGGCUCCGCUGGCCCUCCCUCCUCGGUAUUACCGACAGCUAAGGCACUAGAGGAAGAUGUCGAGUAUAGGAAGGACCUCGAUCGUACGGACGAGUAUAGGAAGGAGCUCGAUCGUACGGACAAGUAUAAGAGGAAGGACCUCGAUCGUACGGACGAUCAUGCGGAGAAUGACGGUGCGAUGGAGUUGAUAGGAGAAGAAGAAGCUACUUUUGGUGCAUUAGGUCGGGCGAUGGAACCGAGGAUUGGAAAAGAGGAGGGUGACAAGAACGGCGAGGAGGAGGUUGUUCUGGCAGAAGGGAGAAUGCUGGAAGCAGCAGCAGCAGCUGGCAAUGCGCUGGCUGAUCGAGCAGUGGAGGAUCGGAAAUUGUCGUCUCACCAGCUGUUGCGGAAAGGAGAAAUGGAAGAGGACGAGACUAAAGACGCUAGCGGACUAAGGAGGAAAAGCGUGGAUACACGCAGAGAGGAAGAGAAAGCAGCCGCCGAGAAGAAGGAGAGGGAGGUGGUGGCGACGACGAAGCCCCAUGAAAAUGACACAGAACUUGCGCCGGCGCAGAUUCUCGCUGUUCAAGCGACGACACGCGAUCCUUAUGCUGAAGGAGAGGAGGACACAGUGCGCGCUCCAUCGUAUGCUAGUCAAUCUCAAGCAGCAGAACGCUUAUUGGGCGAAGUCGAGGCAAAGAAGAAGUCAGACGCCGGUCAGCGGAGGGUGUCCAUCGACGCCGGGCGUGAGACUCCUCGGCAGUACAUGAUCGAGAUUGUGAGCGAAGGGAAAGACGAUGGCAACGAAGCAAGGAAUGAAGGUGGCGGGCUGGCGAUGGAGAGCUCUGUCGAGCAGACUGGCGUUCAGGAAAAGAGUAUCCGAUUCGCUGAUGAGCUCGGGACUAGAGGCGGCGGCCCCUACGAGGGAAGGGAAGUAACGGAAGGCAGAAGCCAUGCAAGCCGCGCUGAAGAAGAAGGCAGUGACGUCCAGUGCAGCCGUGUUGCAGAGGAGGAGGAAGUGGGAGAUGGUAGCACCCACCCGGGAAGGCAAGCCUGCCUCAUUCCCGGCGAAGAAAUCGAGGAGGAAAGAGACGAUGCAGUGGUGAUGGAGGAGGCUGGCGGGUCGGUGGAAGGGGAGACUGCCGAUCGCUGUGAAACAGAACGACAAGGAAGAACGUCUGCUCAACGCGGAGGACGUACAUCCGAAGAAGAGCAUGAUGGAACAGAGCUUUUUGCUGGUUCGCAGCGGGAAGAUCGUUCAGCAGGUAUCGAGGAAGGCCGCCUCGAUGGAGCGGCAGGGUCCGCGAAGCUCGUCUCAGCGUUUCAAAACGCGAUUGUGGCGGAAGGCGCAACAUCAGCGAAUGACUCUGGCGACGAGGAUAAGACAGAAGACGAUACGAAGAGCAAAUCUCAGCGUUGUUGUAAGAAGACGAGUUGCACAGUGGGCAUGGCAGGCGAGCAUGGAGAAGAGGAAGAGGAGGAAGGAGGAGGUAGGGGAGUAUCAAAGGAGAAACCCCGGACAGAGCAUGAUCAGUAUGGUCAGUCCGACGGAGGAGUAGAGAUUAAGGAGCAGGAUAGCGAGCGACGCGAAGACGCGCGGGCGUACGGCCAAUCGACUGCUUCGGAGCACAACAGCAAUAAUAAUAGGAACAGCUGGCAAGAGGAGGUAAGUACGGAGGAGGAAAGAGAGAAUGGAGGAAAUAGUGGUUGCGAUAUGUCGGGCGAAUCGUCGUUGGAAUUCGAGACCCCUUUGUCGACGCUUAAGUCGGAAAGGGAGUCGUCGUUGGAAUUUGAGACCCCUUCGUCGACGUUUAAGCCCGAAAGGGGAAGGGGUGGUGGAGUGAUUGACUUUCGUAAGAGUAUAGAGUUGUGGGAGAAGAGCGCGGAGUGCGGAUUUGUGACGAAGGAUGGCCGUAGGAUUGAUGGGAACACAAAAUCACUUGGCAAGCUCACGCUGGGAGAAGCAAUUAGGUACACGAAGCGAAAAAUGAAGGAAGGAGGAGGAGGAGGAGGAGGUCGUGACAGGAACGGAACUGGCGGGGGUACUCCACCGCUCCCGGUGCGAGAGAAGGACGGGUCAGGAACGACCACCAAGCACGGUCCGCCUAGCAGGUAUCGUCUGCCGCUAACGCCCGCAGCUCCACUGAUACGGGCGCCCGCCCCUCCAGCAGUACGGUCGCUGGUUCCUAGUACUACCUGUGACACGAAUGCUCCUGUUGAGGAAGGGGUUGCAGGCAAGGACGAGGGAUCCGGUGAGGGUGUGGCAGACGGGCGCGGGAACCUGUCGGAGACUAACGCUGGCGAUCGGACAAGUGACGCACAGGAGGACGUUGUGGAGGAUCGAGCGAACGGCGCUGAUCGUGUGAAGAAUGGCUGUGGUAUAGAGAAGAGCGAGAUGGAGGAGGAGCGAGAGGACUCUGACGCGACCGAUGAUGAUCGGACGGCGAUCGAAGAUGCGAGAGGGGCAGCACACAGGUGGAGUGAGAGUAGUCCGGCGGAGCAGGAGGCAGAGCAGCAGCGUCACAAGGAAGGAGGGGAGCAUAAUUCCGUACGAGGUGCUCAUGUCGUUGGUGGUGCUACAAGUGCUGUCGGGCAAAUGACCGGCGCGGCCACGGGAGAAGCUAUGUUUCCUUGCCCGGAUUGCGGAAGGAGAUUCAAUCACGCGUCGCUUAACAGACACGUACUGUUCUGUAAAUCGUCUGGAGGAAGGGCGAGAAUACGUCCGUCCUUUCGAGUGAAUGGCAGUAGCAGCAGUGAUCACGAGAGGUCGUGGGGCCACGAUGAAAAUCUUGUAGCACGAGUCGGGGGCUCCGAAGCUACCUGUAAGGACUCGGCCGGGAAGCAUCAGCAGCAACAGCAGCAGCAGGAGCAGCAGGAGCAGCGGCCACAUCAACCUCAACAGCAGGAGCAAGAGCACCCAUAGGACCACGAACAGAUCGCCAGUCACUGUGAAUGAUCAUCGACACCUCUCCUUGUCAUGCGCGUGAUCGAUCAAUUUUGUCUGCCUGCCUCAGUGCCGUAGAGCAAGCCAACGAGAGAGAGAGAGAGAGAGAGAGAGAGAGAGAGAGAGAGGAGUAUACGAGGUUUUCUUACUAACAGUUGUUGCCCACUUCUCACGCUCCUGCUAAGGUUCCUUUGAUGCCGUAUUUCGGCGUAUUGCAUGUUCUCGU